AUGGCUCCUCAUGCCGACCGCGACGUUGAGGUGCAGGCUGUCACAGAUACUCAGGCAGUAGUUGUCCCCGACCCAGUCCUUUCCAAAGUUCCCACCAAUCCCAUAUUUACCAUCGACGAUGUCAUUCCACACCGACAAAACAGCCAGGCAGUCAACACUGGCGUGGCCGCUUUCUCAUCCGCCGACCUCUUCAAAAGCAAGGGCGCCUUCAAGAAGCCCAAGUCCAAACGAUGGGACCACCGGAUUAGCGCCGAGAGUGCCCUUCGCCAGCCAUCAUCCCUCAAAGGCGCCAUGAAAUACUUCCGCCCCGACAUGAUCAGUCUAUGUGGUGGCCUCCCAGCUAGCGACUACUUUCCCUUUGAGAGCAUGUCGGUCAGAGUGCCGCAAGUCCCCAAUUUCAGCGAGUCCGCCACUCACUCGUCAGGCACAGUCUUGUCCGCGGGCAAACACGACAUUGCCACGGGUACUUCUCAAUUCGAUCUGUCAGUCGCUCUCAACUACGGCCAGUCCAUGGGCCCUCCUCAAAUCAUGCGGUGGAUCACCGAGCACACCGAGAUUGUGCACAACCCAAGAUAUUCGGAUUGGGAUAUUUGCAUGACGAGCGGAUCUACAUCGGCUUUGGACAUUGCGUUGCGUAUGCUGUGCAACCGGGGCGACUACAUCUUGACCGAGGAAUAUUCCUUUUCAUCCGCCAUGGAGACGGCGCGACCCAUGGGUCUGAAUCUGGUGGGUGUACCGAUGGAUGAGCGAGGCAUGCUCGCCUCCGCACUUGAUGAGAUUCUCUCCAACUGGGAUCCUGUUGCAAGAGGUGGCCCCAAACCCUUCGUCAUGUACACCGUCCCGACUGGACAGAACCCCACAGCCAGCACACAAGACGCCCAAAGGCGCAAGGAUAUCUACGCUGUGGCCGAGAAGCACGAUCUGUUCUUCCUCGAAGACGAGCCCUACUACUUCCUUCAGAUGGAGGACUACGUCUCCGGCAAGACCCACGAGGUUCCUUCCCCUUUCACUCCGCCCUCCAACAUCCCGGACUUCCUCUCGGCUCUUGUGCCCAGCUACCUCUCUUUGGAUACCUCGGGCCGCGUGCUCCGUCUCGACUCCUUCUCCAAGAUCAUUGCGCCUGGCUCUCGAUGUGGCUGGGUGACGGGUCCCGCCCAAAUGGUAGAGCGCUUCAUCCGUCACAACGAAGUCUCGGCUCAGACGCCCUCGGGCUUCUCGGAAAUCGCGCUCUUCAAACUACUAGAAGAGAACUGGGGCCACAAGGGGUUCCUGGAGUGGCUCAUGUUCAUCCGCGCCGAAUACACCCGUCGCCGCGACAUCAUCGUCAACGCCUGCGAACGCCACCUCCCCACCGAAGUCGCGAGCUGGACGCCCCCCAAAGCCGGCAUGUUCCACUGGAUCAACGUGGACCUGACCAAGCAUCCCAAAUUCCACCCGCAGAUCAACCAGCAAGAGUUCCUCGACAUUGAGGAAAAGGUCUUCCUCGCUGGCGUGGACCGUGGCGUGCUAUUGGCCCGCGGCUCCUGGUUCCGCGCCGAGAAGGGCUCCGACCAGGCUCUGUUCCUCCGCACCACCUUCGCGGCUGCAAGCGCGGAGAAGAUCGAGGAGGGCAUCAGGCGUAUGGGCGCGGCGCUCAGGACCGAAUUUGGCCUGCAGCAGCAGCAGCAUCCCGCAAAUGGUCACGCGUGA
This is a messenger RNA of Cyphellophora europaea CBS 101466, 1689 nucleotides long. RefSeq lists its product as uncharacterized. Gene Ontology annotation, molecular function: aromatic-amino-acid:2-oxoglutarate transaminase activity; L-2-aminoadipate:2-oxoglutarate transaminase activity; pyridoxal phosphate binding. NCBI's taxonomy places the organism in Eukaryota, Fungi, Ascomycota, Eurotiomycetes, Chaetothyriales, Cyphellophoraceae. Bases 1 to 1689 code for a protein of 562 amino acids. The transcript has a single exon. The record is from RefSeq and is a predicted model, not a curated record. Gene Ontology annotation, biological process: L-tyrosine biosynthetic process; aromatic amino acid catabolic process.